GAUUCCAAUUCCCUAGGCGGCCGCGGCGAGCUGCGGCGUCUCUGUGCUCCGGCCUGCCCCUAUCCCGCCUGCGCCCCGCCCCCGCCCGGCUCGCGCCAAGGCCCACUGCUGGCGCCGCCGCCAUCCCGGCGCGUCACUGCGCAGGCGCGGCCCGCGAGCGUGGGGUGUCUCGAAGUGCCGGGUUGCAGGCGCUCAGGAGCGCCGGGGUUUGAGGCCUGCUUUCUGCUCGCGCCAGCAGAGCACUACCUGAGGCAGCGAGGCGCAGCGAGCCUAGCCUCCCCGCGCCCUGGGCAGUGUGGCCAUGGAGAAUCAGGUGUUGACGCCGCAUGUCUACUGGGCUCAGCGACACCGCGAGCUAUAUCUGCGCGUGGAGCUGAGUGACGUACAGAACCCUGCCAUCAGCAUCACUGAAAACGUGCUGCAUUUCAAAGCUCAAGGACAUGGUGCCAAAGGAGACAAUGUCUAUGAAUUUCACCUGGAGUUCUUAGACCUUGUGAAGCCAGAGCCUGUUUACAAACUGACGCAGAGGCAGGUAAACAUUACAGUACAGAAGAAAGUGAGUCAGUGGUGGGAGAGACUCACGAAGCAGGAAAAGCGACCACUGUUUUUGGCUCCUGACUUUGAUCGUUGGCUGGAUGAAUCUGAUGCGGAAAUGGAGCUCAGAGCUAAGGAAGAAGAGCGCCUAAAUAAACUCCGACUGGAAAGCGAAGGCUCUCCUGAAACUCUUACAAACUUAAGGAAAGGAUACCUGUUUAUGUAUAAUCUUGUGCAAUUCUUGGGAUUCUCCUGGAUCUUUGUCAACCUGACUGUGCGAUUCUGUAUCUUGGGAAAAGAGUCCUUUUAUGACACAUUCCGUACUGUGGCUGACAUGAUGUAUUUCUGCCAGAUGCUGGCAGUUGUGGAAACUAUCAAUGCAGCAAUUGGAGUCACUACGUCACCGGUGCUGCCUUCUCUGAUCCAGCUUCUUGGAAGAAAUUUUAUUUUGUUUAUCAUCUUUGGCACCAUGGAAGAAAUGCAGAACAAAGCUGUGGUUUUCUUUGUGUUUUAUUUGUGGAGUGCAGUUGAAAUUUUCAGGUACUCUUUCUACAUGCUGACGUGCAUUGACAUGGAUUGGAAGGUGCUCACAUGGCUUCGUUACACUCUGUGGAUUCCCUUAUAUCCACUGGGAUGUUUGGCGGAAGCUGUCUCAGUGAUUCAGUCCAUUCCAAUAUUCAAUGAGACCGGACGAUUCAGUUUCACAUUGCCAUAUCCAGUGAAAAUCAAAGUUAGAUUUUCCUUUUUUCUUCAGAUUUAUCUUAUAAUGAUAUUUUUAGGUUUAUACAUAAAUUUUCGUCACCUUUAUAAACAGCGCAGACGGCGCUAUGGACAAAAAAAGAAAAAGAUCCACUAAAAAGAAAGAUUUAGAUGGCUUCUUGCCAGUUUGAGCCUAAUCUGAUUCUUACAGUUUUACCUUCUUGAACCAAUGUAAAAGUUUUUUUAAUGUUAAAUGAUUAAAUUCUCAGUGAGGCUAUCUUCCUUUUCCCCAGUAACAUUCCUGAAUUUACUGUUAUCUUAUUGUAGUACUUGCAUGACAUGGAUUCCUGAUAUCUGAUGAGAGGUUCAUUCUUGUGUAUUCAGUUAAUGACACCAAAAGGCUCAGCCCACCCCAACCCUAUCUCAUGUUCAGUCUGUCUAAUACAUGCCAGAGAUUUUUUUUUCAAAAAGUGCUUUAUCCCUACAAUGUACUGACAGUUCUCAGUUGAGAUUUGUUCUUUUCAGCUAUUGCUUGUGAAAAAAAGCAAGACUAUGUCACUCUAUAGAAGGCUGUUAAAGUGACUCAGGCAGGAAUUAAUUAUUCUGUACCUAAGGGGUUACUUGUUUAAUGGGAUGGCAUUGACUUUUUGAAAAUCAAGUGGACUGAGUCAUUGAUAAAACAUUUCUAAGAGUGGGGCUAGAGAACAUAUUUUACAUCUGACAUCCUUUGGCCUAACAACAUCUAUUAUAGUGCUCAGCAGUGUGGGCAUUGAAGAGGCACGGAAUGCUUUGAAAGAAACUAAUCAGAAUCUUGGAACAUCAUGAUCAUGCCAUUCUUAAGUAAAUCAACUAUUUUCAACACUGAAGAAAAAUGAAACAUUAUUUAGAAAACAAUGAGAUUACAAGUUCCAAACUCAGCCAGGAAUGUGGCUCACACCUGUAAUCCCAGCACUUUGGGACACCUAGGUGGGAGCAUCGCUUGAAGCCAGGAGUUCAAGACCAGCUUGGGCAACGUAGUGAGACCCCUAUCUCUACAAAAAAUAAAAAAAUUAGCUGAGUGUGGUGGCACACACCUGUUGUCCCAGCUACUCAAGAAGCUGAGAUGGGAGGAUCCUGAGCUCAGGAGGUCAAGGCUGCAGUGAGCCGAGAUUGUGCCACUGCACUGCAGCCGGGGUGACAGUGCAAGACCCUGUCUCAAACCAAACCAAACCACACACACACAAACACACAUACACACACACACACACGAGGUCCAAAUGGUAGCAGGGAUCCAAAGGGAACACAGUAUGUAGAUCAAACUGGCAGUAACAGUGUACAGCCUUUGACAAACUAGAAACAUUAGAGUAGGCCAAACACACCUCCAAACUGUCAGGCUGUGCACAAACAUAAAAAAUGGCAGCCUUCCAUCUCCUGCACUGGCUGAGUCCAUUUACUUGUGUACUUGUUCUAGUGAGUGGUGGGACUGUACAUUUUUGAAUAGACCUCAAAAAUACUUCAUUCUGCUGCUGUUCAGUUGGCUUUUUAAACCUGUCUGCAGUAGGACACUGAAAACAGCAAGAACUUCGGGGUGAACACCUGCUGAUCCUUUAACAAGGAUUUCUGGCAGGAAACUCACAAAAAGGGGAACUGAAAAUUUAGACAUACAGUUGGCCAUUGUAAAAAACAUCAGUUUCCUCUCAUACAUUCCAAGUAAACCAAGUAAAAUAAGUGUUGGAGUAUCACUUGCAUAAAAGAAUUUAAGGAGUGAUAGCUCUUUCUGUUCUGCCAUUCCCAACAUUCCUGGGGGAAAGGAGACUCAAUAAGUUAAUACUAUUUCACUGAGCCCAAGAUGGAAACUUGGUUUGACCUAAAACAUCUGAUUAAUAUAGGCUAGCUGAUUUCUUAAAAAUUCAUUGAAGGAUAUUUUGCAUGUCUGUAACACCUGUCAAUACUUGUUUGUAUUGAUUUCUGAUAUUCUUGCAGCUGACUACGUGUAAUUGGGCAGAUCAGCUUUGCAGUAGAUUAUGCUGCAUCCUCGUGGCAAAAUUCUGUAUUCUUAGUGAUUGUUACAAACCCCUUUACUGCUGUCUGAGAAAGUGAAAGAUUGUGUAUUUCUAUUAAAACAUUUACAAUCAAAA
Messenger RNA from Gorilla gorilla gorilla (western lowland gorilla), 3350 nucleotides. RefSeq names its product 3-hydroxyacyl-CoA dehydratase 3 (gene HACD3). Gene Ontology annotation, biological process: very long-chain fatty acid biosynthetic process; fatty acid elongation; sphingolipid biosynthetic process. NCBI's taxonomy places the organism in Eukaryota, Metazoa, Chordata, Mammalia, Primates, Hominidae. The record is from RefSeq and is a predicted model, not a curated record. Gene Ontology annotation, molecular function: 3-hydroxyacyl-CoA dehydratase activity. The transcript has 11 exons. Gene Ontology annotation, cellular component: endoplasmic reticulum membrane. Bases 302 to 1390 code for a protein of 362 amino acids.